Molecule: messenger RNA, 2016 nt
Organism: Neurospora tetraspora
Lineage: Eukaryota; Fungi; Ascomycota; Sordariomycetes; Sordariales; Sordariaceae
Product: tyrosine--trna ligase precursor, mitochondrial (cyt-18)
Exons: 2
Coding region: 1-2016 (671 amino acids)
Biological process (GO): tyrosyl-tRNA aminoacylation
Cellular component (GO): cytosol; mitochondrion
Molecular function (GO): tyrosine-tRNA ligase activity; ATP binding; RNA binding
Source: RefSeq, a predicted model, not a curated record
AUGCUGCUUCAGACAAAGGCCCUAAUACGCUCCGGCGGGAGUAUCGCCAAGUAUGCUGCUGCUAACCCAUCAUGCUUCGUUCUCCAACGAAGAGGACUCAGGCGCAGCUUCGGACCAAAGUACACGGCCAAGAUCAACGAGGCCGAGGCAAAGUGGCAAGCGAGGGCAGGGGCGAUCAAGGAGGGCAAGAAGCAAAAUACCUGGGACUUCUUUGAGGAGAGGGGUUAUAUCAAGGAUACGGCUGGCAAAAAAGAGCACAUCGCCGAGCUUAUGAGGACGAGACGAAUCGGCGCAUAUGUCGGCAUCGAUCCCACCGCACCAUCACUACACGUCGGCCAUCUACUCCCCCUGAUGCCGCUCUUCUGGAUGUACAUGGAAGGAUACAAAACAUUCACCCUCGUUGGCGGCUCGACGGCAAAGAUUGGAGACCCGACAGGCAGGCUAAAGAGCAGAGAUCAGUUGAGCAGCAGCGAUGCGACAAUGAACAUGACCAAGAUUCACUACCAACUAAAGAAGCUGUGGGAGAAUGUGGACACUCAGAUGCGAGCGCGUGGUUACGAGGCCGAUUGGGCACGGACGCGAGGUAUCGUCAAUAACAAUCACUGGUGGAACAAGCAGCCCAUGCUCGAGAUUCUGAGGAGGGUAGGUCACGCCUUGCGCAUCGGCCCCAUGCUAUCGCGCGAUACCGUCAAGAACAAGAUGACCCAGGGAGACGGCGUGUCUUUCGCCGAGUUCACCUACCCCAUCAUGCAGGGUUGGGAUUGGUUCGAAUUGUUCUACCAGCAGGGAGUUCAGAUGCAGAUCGGAGGCUCUGAUCAGUACGGCAACAUCAUUUCUGGUCUCGAAAUCGUCAAGGCCGCCCGAGAAUCCGAGCCCGACCCGGCGGAGCGCAAAUAUAUCGUGCCCAAGACUUCCCUUGACGACUGCGUCGGCUUUACCGUUCCCCUCUUGACGGACUCGUCCGGUGCCAAGUUCGGCAAGAGCGCGGGUAACGCCAUUUGGCUUGACCCCUAUCAGACCUCCGUCUUCGAUUUCUACGGUUACUUCGUCCGCCGGUCCGACCAAGAGGUUGAGAACCUCCUUAAGCUCUUCACCUUUAUGCCCACCAGCGAGAUCGCCGAGACUAUGGAGGAGCACGCCAAGGACCCUAGCCAGCGUGUCGCGCAACGUACCCUUGCUCGCGAGGUUGCCACGCUGGUGCACGGUGAACAGGAGGCCAGUGCCGCUGAGGACCAGCAUCGCAUGAUGUACACCGGCCCCCCCCAAAUGACCAUUCCCCAAGCUCCUCGUGCCAAGGACGCAGCCACCGGUGGUGAUCAGUACCAGACGAUCCCAGACAAGCCCGUCACCCUCAACAACGCGCCCCGUAUCGACAUGAUCCUUCCUGAGUCGCUCAUCAUGGGCAAGUCCAUCGGCCGCAUCCUCUACGCCGCCGGUCUCGCCAGCAGUGCCACUGAGGGUCACAAGCUCGCGGCUUCCCAGGGCUGCUACGUCGGUGGAGCGCACAGAGCCGGCAGCGACAACGUCACCAUGAGCCCGGACCUCGUCUCCUUCAUGCCCGUCAAGCUGUGGUUCCCCGGCGAGACCCAGCGCUACCUGAUCAACGACAACCUGCUCAUUCUCCGCAAGGGCAAGCACAACGUGCGUGUGAUCCAGAUGGUCAGCGACGCCGAGUAUGCUUUGUCGGGCCAGUCGUACCCCGGACAAGCCUUUACUGGCGCGGUCAGGAAGCUGAAUGAGAUCAUGAAGAACCUCAAGGAGAACAAGUUGACCCCUGAACAGGCUAAGGAUGCCGUGAACGAGUUGCAGAGGAGCAAGCAGGAGAAGCAGCAGGGCCAGCAGAUCGUCUUUCCCGAAGAGAAGAGCAGGCAAAAGAAGGAUAUGGAGAUCAAGCUCAAGCAGGAGAUGGACGCGACGAUAAAGACGAUUGAUAGCAUGAUUGGCAAGAACCCCUCGGGGCGGAGAGUCGAGGUGAAGAAGGAGAACAAGGACGGCAACGAUCCGUAUAAGUGGUAG